AUGAAGAAACUGUCGUUGCAAUAUAUGAUUUACAGGCAGUUAUGCCUGUACCUAUUGAAAUUUCUGAAAGAGACUGCCGAACGUUAUCCAAAUAGCAAUAUAAUAUUCUACUCUGACAACUGCUGUGGUCAGCAGAAAAACAGAUUCCUGGUUGGCAUGUAUUAUUACGCCGUUGAAACUCUUCCAAUAAAAUCGAUUACCCAUAAAUAUUUGAUUCGUGGCCACACACAAAAUGAGGGUGACAAUGUUUCUUCGCUAAUCGAAAAGUCAAUUAAAAGAGCAAAAAGUCUGGUCCUAUCUAAAUUCCUUACCAGUAUGUUCAACUUAUACGAGACUCAAAGAAAACUGGAAAUGCUUUUGUAG
Molecule: messenger RNA, 363 nt
Organism: Pieris macdunnoughi
Lineage: Eukaryota; Metazoa; Arthropoda; Insecta; Lepidoptera; Pieridae
Source: the annotation of a GenBank genome assembly